AUGUCUGUCGAUUCAACUAUUCUUAACAUCUCACAAGGUGAUAACAUCUGGGAUGCAAACAAAUUUAGAGAAAAUUUAGAAAUUAACAUUUCUAAAGUAGGUGAAAGAGAAACAAACUUAGAUUUGAUUAAUGUCGAUACUUCAAUUGCAAAUGCAUUACGUAGAAUUAUGAUUUCUGAAGUACCAUCCGUUGCAGCAGAAUACAUCUAUAUUUUAAAUAAUACUUCAGUUAUCCAAGAUGAAGUUAUCGCUCAAAGAAUUGGUUUAAUCCCAUUAAAGGUAGACCCUGAUAGAUUGACUUGGUUAAAUAAUGACCUACCAGAAGAUGAAAAAUUUACUGAUGAAAACACUAUUGUCUUAUCUCUAAAUGUCAAAUGUACAAGAAAUUUAGAUGCUCCAAAGGACUGUACUGAUCCAAGCAUAUUAUAUCACAAUGCACACAUAUAUGCCCGUGAUUUGAAAUUCGAACCACAAGGCAAACAAGAAGAAACAUUUGCUGACAGCCCUGUUGUCUCUGCUGAUCCAGAUAUUUUAAUAGCAAAAUUGAGACCAGGUCAGGAAAUUUCUUUAAGAGCUCAUUGUAUAUUAGGUAUUGGUGCUGAUCAUGCCAAAUUCUCCCCAGUUUGUACAGCCUCAUAUAGAUUAAUGCCAAAAAUCAUCAUCACAGAAAAAAUUAAAGGUGAAUCUGCUAAGAGAUUCCAAAAAUGUUUCCCUCCAGGUGUAAUUGACAUUAACGAAAACGAUGAAGCAUAUGUUAAAGAUGCUAGAAAGGAUACAAUGACGAGAGAAGUAUUGAGACAUGAGGAAUUCCAGGAUAAAGUAAAACUUGAUAGAGUUAGAAACCAUUUCAUCUUUAAUAUAGAGACUGUCGGUGCUAUGUCAGCGGAAGAAAUUUUCUUAAAAUCAGUUAAAAUCUUGAAGAAUAAAGCUGAAUAUUUGAAAAACUCACCAAUUAGUCAAUAA
Vanderwaltozyma polyspora DSM 70294 is the source of this 963-nucleotide messenger RNA. RefSeq names its product DNA-directed RNA polymerases I and III subunit RPAC1. The coding region runs from base 1 to 963 and encodes 320 amino acids. Gene Ontology annotation, molecular function: protein dimerization activity. Gene Ontology annotation, biological process: DNA-templated transcription. The record is from RefSeq and is a predicted model, not a curated record. The transcript has a single exon. Gene Ontology annotation, cellular component: RNA polymerase III complex; RNA polymerase I complex. Lineage: Eukaryota; Fungi; Ascomycota; Saccharomycetes; Saccharomycetales; Saccharomycetaceae.